This is a messenger RNA of Tilletiopsis washingtonensis, 2256 nucleotides long. Its product is annotated as acetyl-CoA synthetase-like protein. Gene Ontology annotation, molecular function: long-chain fatty acid-CoA ligase activity. NCBI's taxonomy places the organism in Eukaryota, Fungi, Basidiomycota, Exobasidiomycetes, Entylomatales. Gene Ontology annotation, biological process: long-chain fatty acid metabolic process; long-chain fatty-acyl-CoA metabolic process. Bases 80 to 2095 code for a protein of 671 amino acids. The transcript is spliced from 7 exons. The record is from RefSeq and is a predicted model, not a curated record. Gene Ontology annotation, cellular component: endoplasmic reticulum; plasma membrane; lipid droplet.
AUCUCCCCCACUCUCUCGCCUCCCUCCGCCUUCCGUGCUCUCCACCACCACCACACCCCCAUCCUCUCACACCCGCACCAUGCCCGGCAAGCCGACCGUUGCCUCCGUCGAGAUUGGCGAUGCGCCGCCAAAGGGCGAGACGCGCGUGCGCCGCGCCUUCUGCUCCCCCGACCGCCUCGUCCACCGCCCCACGGGCGACGACGGCAACAUCAACACCAUGGCCGAUGUGCUGCAGUAUGCCGUGCGCAAGUACACCAACAAGCCCUGCAUGGGCUACCGCGACGUCAUCAAGACGCACACCGAAAAGAAGGAGAUCACAAAGAAGGUCGACGGCGAGGAGGUCAAGGAGACCAAGACGUGGCAGCUGCAGGAGCUGAGCGAGUACAAGUACCUCACGUUCAAGCAGUUCAACGAGCUCGUGGUUGAGAUUUCGAGCGGCCUGCGCAACCUCGGCAUGACGUCGGAGAAGCGCUUCAACAUCUACGGCAGCACCUCGCUCGACUGGCAGUCGAUGGCGCACUCGUGUUUCGCGCAGAACAUUCCCUUUUGCACGGCGUACGACACGCUGGGGCCCGAGGGCCUGCAGCACUCGCUCGCCGAGCCCGAGGUGGUGGGCAUCUUUACCAACCCGCAGCUGCUCAAGACGCUCUGCGACGUGCUCGACGACACGCCCACGGUGCGCUACGUCAUCUACAACGGCAAGCCCGAGGAGGCGCAGCUCGAGACGCUGCGCAAGAAGCUCGAGGGCCGCGAGGGCGCCAAGGUCAUCUCGCUCGACGAGCUCAAGGCGGACGGGCGCGCGAACAAGGCCGAGGCCAACCCGCCAAAGGCCGACGAUGUGGCGUGCAUCAUGUACACGUCGGGCUCGACGGGCAAGCCCAAGGGUGUGAUUCUGAAGCACAGCAACCUCGUCGCCGCCACGGGCGCCGUGGAGCUGCUGCUGGGCCAGCACCUGCGGCCCACGGACACGUUCCUGGCGUACCUGCCGCUGGCGCACAUUCUCGAGUUCAUCGUCGAGUGCAGUCUCAUGUACGUCGGCGUCACGAUGGGCUACGGCGGCGUCAAGACGCUCACGCCCGCGGGCGUCAAGAACUGCGAGGGCGACCUGAUGGCCUUCAAGCCGAGCGUCAUGGUCGGCGUGCCGGCGGUGUGGGAGACGAUCCGCAAGGGCAUCCUCACCAAGGUCAACGCCGGCCCGGCGGUGGCGCGCCUGGCGUUCAAGGGCGCCCUGUCGUGGAAGCGCAACUCGAUUCCGCUGCUCAGCAGUGCCUCGGAGGUCAUCUUCAACAAGGUGCGCGCCCAGACGGGCGGGCGCCUGCGCAUUGCCCUCAGCGGCGGCGCGGCCAUCUCGCGCGAGACGCAGGAGUUCCUCGACAUGGCCCUCGUGACGCUGCUGCAGGGCUACGGCAUGACGGAGAGCUGCGGCAUGUGCACGAUUGGCACGCCCGACUUUUGCGCGUACAGCACCGUGGGUGCGCCGAGCCCGGCCAUCGAGAUCAAGCUCGUCGACGUGCCCGACGCCGGCUACUUUGCCACCAACGACCCGCCGCAGGGCGAGGUGCUCAUCCGCGGGCCCGCCGUCACCGAGGGCUACUUCAAGCGCGAGGAGACGACGCGCGAGGCCAUCAAUGCCGACGGCUGGCUCAUGACGGGCGACGUGGGCCAGUGGAACAAGGACGGCACCCUCUCGGUCAUCGACCGCAAGAAGAACCUCGUCAAGCUCAGCGGCGGCGAGUACAUUGCCAUCGAAAAGCUCGAGUCGACGUACAAGUCGUGCGACCUGGUGCAGAACAUGUGCGUGCACGCCGACGCCAACGCCAGCAAGCCCAUGGCCAUCGUCUUUCCGCGCGAGGAUGCGCUCAAGGCGCUCGGCGGCGGCCGUUCGCUCGAGGAGCUGUGCAACGACGACAAGGUGGCGAACCAGGUGCUGAAGCAGCUCAACGAGGUCGGCCGCAAGGGCGGCCUGAAGGGACAGGAGGCACUCACACUGUGCAUUCUCGUGCCCGAGGAACUGCCGAUGACUGCGGCGCAGAAGCUGGAGCGCGGCAAGGUGACGAAGAAGUACGCCGAUGUCAUCAAGGAGAAGUACGUGUAGGGUCUUCUACGCGUAGCUCAGCUCUACUUGCCCUUUCGUCCGAGCCUGCGCUUCCCGAUCCGAGUGUCCGAUACCCUCACCCACCUCUCCUCUCGCGCCGGACUAUGCCCCCACCUCUUCUCCCUGCUACGCUGCACCUCUCGAAUAUCCCUACUCGUGGC